Athene cunicularia (burrowing owl) is the source of this 1804-nucleotide messenger RNA. RefSeq names its product granulocyte-macrophage colony-stimulating factor receptor subunit alpha-like. Gene Ontology annotation, biological process: immunoglobulin mediated immune response; cytokine-mediated signaling pathway. Bases 124 to 1077 code for a protein of 317 amino acids. The record is from RefSeq and is a predicted model, not a curated record. Gene Ontology annotation, cellular component: membrane; external side of plasma membrane. The transcript is spliced from 10 exons. Gene Ontology annotation, molecular function: protein binding; cytokine receptor activity. Lineage: Eukaryota; Metazoa; Chordata; Aves; Strigiformes; Strigidae.
AGACAGCUCCAUUUAUAGCUAUACAACCAUUUAAAAUAUGAGUCUUCCCAUCUUCUCUGAGCCUGAAGACUAUGAUAGAAAGAUAAACAAGAUAAAGAAGUUUUGAAAUAGAAGGAGGAAGAGAUGGUUGCUGCCCUUGCACUCAUCUUCAUAACCCAGUGGAUCUUUCUGAUCACCCAGUUGUGUGUUGGCUGGAACUGCACAGACUGCAUGAAUGGGUCAGCCAUUGAAAACUUCUCCUGUGUGAUUUAUAACAUUUCCCUCAUGAAGUGCACUUGGCAGGCAGGCAGGGAUGCUCCAGGAGAUACCCAAUAUUUUCUCUACUGGCAGAACUCGAGAGACAAUGAUGUGAUGGAAUGUGAGCUUUACAUUAAAGAUGAAAAUGGCAGAAACACAGGAUGUAGAUUCCAAAAUGUGAUGAUAAAGACUGAAGGAGCUUACUUCCUGGUGAAUGGGUCUAGCAAAGACUCCUUGAUCCAGUUCUUUGAUGAGUACAUUGAACUGUAUAAAAUUGAAAGGCUCAUGCCUCCAUCAAAUAUCACAGUCAACUGUGAUGAAAUGAAAAAUGAUUGCAUAAUUCAAUGGCAACGACCCCAAAUAAGUCAUUCUAACAAAGACAAGUGUUUUAAAUAUGAAAUCAACAUAAAGUAUAAGGGUAAUCCUGAGGGAAAAACCAAAUAUACUUCUAUACAAGAAGGGGGAAAUAGUCACACAUUUCAAAGAUCCAAUACAAGAAGGAAGUACCUCUUGAAAAUGAGAUCAGCUGGCAGUGCCUGCCUCGUGAGCUCAUCUUGGGGGGAGUGGAGCGCAACCGUUGAGUUUGGAAAGGAAGAUAUUAUUUCUUCUUCAGUAUGGAUUUUACUUGUGAUAGCAGUUGCAACAGUCCUAGUGGCAAUCAGCACAAUUUUCUUCUGCCAAAGGGCUGGCUGUUGGAAAGCUGCAUUUUCACAAAUCCCAGAGCCAAAAAGCUCAUUUUGUGGACUGUCUGAUACCAAUCCAGAGCUGAUGGAGAGCAAAAUUCAGCCAAUAUCAUCUGAAAAUGAAGAGAUAAUAUUAGUUACUGAUAUAGAGAAAUAACCAAGAAAAAAUUAGGAAUUUGAAAGUGCAUUUCUUAGCCCAAGCAACAGUGUAUUGCUGUGGAAAGUUUGGAAUAAUAUACAGCCUUUCUUCACUUUUGUCCUUUUCUUGGAAAAAACAGUAAUUCAGCCAAAAGAGAAUGAUACUUCACAUAUAUAUAUUUUUUUUAAUGCCAUUGUAUUUGCUUUUAAUUUUGUAUUAUGGUUUGAGCCCAAAGGGCAACUGAGUGUCAUGAAGCCAUUCAUCCACUCUUUCCUCUCUGCGCUGGGAAGGAGAAAAAACAAUCAAAAGACUCAGGAAUUAAGUUAAGGACAAGGAGGGGUCUCUCACCCAUUUAACUGUCACUGGCAAAAGAUAGACUUCUUAGGGGAAGAAAAAAACAAGAACAUUACUUUAAUUCACACACUAGCAAAACCAACUCUUAAGAGACAGAAUGGGACAGUGAGAGUUGCCAUAUCUUAAAAUACCUCCCUCCAUCCCUCCUUUCUUCCCCAGCUUUUGUUCUCAAUAUUUAUAACUCUCUCCCCCAGUGGUACAAGGGCAGGGGAUGGGGAGUGCAGUCAGUCCACCACUUCUUCCUCAAAGAUGAGGGGAAAGCAUUCCUCUGCAUUCUCCCCUUGUUCCACGUGCCAUUCCGCUCACAGGAGACAGUCCUCCACGACCUCUCUCCUCCAUGAGUCCUCCCUAUGGGAUGCAUUCUUCUCGAGAUUCUCUGGCAAGGGUCACC